This is a messenger RNA of Daldinia decipiens, 811 nucleotides long. RefSeq lists its product as uncharacterized. The coding region runs from base 438 to 797 and encodes 119 amino acids. The transcript is spliced from 2 exons. The record is from RefSeq and is a predicted model, not a curated record. NCBI's taxonomy places the organism in Eukaryota, Fungi, Ascomycota, Sordariomycetes, Xylariales, Hypoxylaceae.
GUAUAAUACCAUGCAACCGUGCUAUGUACUCCAAGGUUGAAUUCGUUUAAAUAUUUUCCCAUGUUUUUUGAUAGGUAGGAACUUUGUGUGGCUGCGGCAUGGACCUGACUAAUAACCUGCCGCUGUAAUGCCGCUCGCCCGGCUCUGAAAAACGGAUGGAGCCGAAUCAAAUUCGGAGGCUCGGAACGUUAAACCAUACAUACCUAUGUACAUAUGUAACUGCAAUUACGGGUUUGCGCCCGGAUCACUUGUUGCCACUUCCUGAACUAGACUAAAAAUAUUCACCCCACCAAAAUUUCUACGCCUAGGAAAUCUUCAAUUCAACUUACCUAAUACAUGUGAGAUUAAUUUAGGUACCUACUACUACCACGGCUGCUAGAUUCUUCAAGACGUAACAGUCCUUGACGAAUUUGCCAUUGAAAGAAUUGCCGCCUAUCAUGGGUGUCACAAACAAGCGUACGCUGUCCAAGACCCGUCGCAAGACGAGGGACCUAGAUCAGAUCAAAGCCGACCUCCUCUCGCCAAAGCAUCUUGCCCAAUUCAAGAACUUAAAGGCGCCAGAAGACCUACCUGCCCUAGGAAAAUGGUACUGCACCGAGUGCGCAAAGUGGUACGAUACUGAGGAUAACCUUGUUGUACACAGAAAAGGAAAGCCUCACAAGAGAAGAGUCAAGCAGCUUCGCGAGGAGCCAUAUACUCAGAAGGAGGCCGAGGCUGCUAUUGGUCUCAGAACCGACAACCAAAGCCCCCACCGAACCGAGAGCGUUACCGAUAACGAGAUUACCAUGUCGACAUGAACGACUUGAUCCCA